GCGGCGGCGGCGGUGGCGAGCGGGGACUGCGGGGACGGUCAUGGCUGCGAACCUGAGCCGGAACGGGCCGGCGCUGCAGGAGGCCUACGUGCGGGUGGUCACCGAGAAGUCCCCGACUGACUGGGCUCUCUUCACCUAUGAGGGUAACAGCAAUGACAUCCGUGUGGCCGGCACUGGGGAGGGGGGCCUGGAGGAGAUGGUGGAGGAGCUCAACAGCGGGAAGGUGAUGUACGGCUUCUGCAGGGUGAAGGACCCCAACUCCGGUCUGCCCAAGUUUGUCCUCAUCAACUGGACGGGCGAGGGUGUGAACGACGUGCGGAAGGGAGCGUGCGCCAACCACGUCAGCACCAUGGCCAGCUUCCUGAAGGGGGCCCACGUGACCAUCAACGCGAGGGCUGAAGAGGAUGUGGAGCCCGAGUGCAUCAUGCAGAAGGUGGCCAGAGCCUCGGGUGCCAACUAUGCCUUCCACAAGGAGAGCGGCCGUUUCCAGGAUACGGGCCCUCAGGCCCCGGUGGGCUCUGUGUACCAGAAGACCAACGCCAUAUCUGAGAUCAAAAGAGUUGGCAAAGACAGCUUCUGGGCCAAAGCAGAGAAGGAGGAGGAGAACCGUAGGCUGGAGGAGAAGCGGCGAGCGGAAGAGGAGCGGCAGCGGCUGGAGCAGGAGCGUCGGGAGCGGGAGCUGCGCGAGGCCGCCCGCCGGGAGCAGCGCUAUCGGGAGGAGCAGGGCAGCGAGGCCGGGCCCCAGAGCAGGAAGAGUGAGCAGCAGGAAGUGGUUUCAAGGAGCCGAGAGGAGCAGGAGCCGGUCAGCCAGCCAGCACACCCACGUGAGAUUUUCAGGCAGAAGGAGAGGGCCAUGUCCACCACAUCCAUCACAAGCCCCCAGCCAGGCAAGCUCAGGAGCCCCUUCCUGCAGAAACAGCUCACCCAGCCAGAGACCCUCCGCAGCCCGGAGCCCACUCAGGCGUCCUCGAGGCCCAGGGCAGAUGUCUGCGAGGACCUGGCGCCUAGCCCUCCGCAGUGUGCAGUGCAGGCAGAAGAAGAGGCUGUGUACGAGGAGCCUCCAGAGCAGGAGACCGUCUAUGAGGAGCCCCCGAUGGAACAGGUGCCGCAGCAAGAUGCUGGCUCUGAGCACGUGGACCACUACCUGGGGCUGAGCGGCAAAGGGCUCUGUGCGCGGGCCUUGUACGACUAUCAGGCAGCUGAUGACACGGAGAUCUCCUUCGACCCCGAGAAUCUCAUCACGGGCAUCGAGGUGAUCGACGAGGGCUGGUGGCGUGGCUAUGGUCCGGACGGCCACUUUGGCAUGUUUCCUGCCAACUACGUGGAGCUCAUCGAGUGAGGGCCCUCUGCUGCUGGCUGCGCCGAGGCCAUCUUACCUUCCCCCCCACGCGUGCUUCUCUUACUGCCGGGGAUGUGACGUGCGUGCCGCGAGAGCCACACGGCACUCCUCCGGGCAUGGGACCCCCCUGCAAAGAAGACAAGCCCCUGGGAUCUCUCAGACUAGGGUGCUCAGCCUGUCACUCUAGAUGCAGCAAUACCCUGUGAUCCCCAAACGUGCUCUGGCUGCUGUGGGCCCUCCCAGACAGCCUGGCCUUUGACCCCUGCGGAGGACAGGAAGCCAUGGUGUGGCCUCACUGGGUGGUCUGAGCAGGGGCCUUUGCCUUGUGGUUCCUCUCCUCCUGGCCCUAAGGGGUGGUGGCUUCGGCUGGUAGCAGUCUUCGGGAACAGUGACCUUAGCAUUUAGGACCAAAGUCUCGGUGGGUCGUGACGGUUUGGGCAGCAGGUCAUCUUUCUGGGUCCUGCCAUAUGUCCCCAUUCCCCGUUCCUCCACCCGGGGCUGCAAACUGUGUGAAGUGGCGCAGGGAUGACCGAGCCCCUAUCUGAGUGUGUGAUCAGCAAACCCACGUUCUUCCGUGCGGUGCGCCCUGUUCUGCCAGUCCCGGUGUGUGCCCGGAUUCUGGUUCCGGAGGAGUGACCAGAGGGCCGAUGCCUGCUGUUACACACUGUCCGUCCCAGGCCACCUGUGUCUGCUUCCAGAGUGAGCACUGCCCUACUGUGGCCUGAAUGCCGUCGUGUGGAAAUCGACCCCUUCCGGGGUGCGUGGGGUUGUGUGCGGGUGUGUGUGCCGACUGUGGCCCCUAGGAGAGGCAUAAAUGUCAAGAUGUGACUCACGUCA
Neogale vison (American mink) is the source of this 2176-nucleotide messenger RNA. RefSeq names its product drebrin like (gene DBNL). NCBI's taxonomy places the organism in Eukaryota, Metazoa, Chordata, Mammalia, Carnivora, Mustelidae. The record is from RefSeq and is a predicted model, not a curated record. Gene Ontology annotation, cellular component: cortical actin cytoskeleton; postsynaptic membrane; lamellipodium. Gene Ontology annotation, biological process: neuron projection morphogenesis; regulation of actin filament polymerization; positive regulation of axon extension. The transcript has 13 exons. Gene Ontology annotation, molecular function: actin filament binding. Bases 41 to 1339 code for a protein of 432 amino acids.